AAAACGUUGACAUUAUUUUUAAAGAGUAAUGGUGCAGGGAGCAAUGGGCCCCAGUCUACAUGCCACAUCUUAUCAUAUUGAGAGACCAAUGCAUUGUGGGGUGUUGGUCCUUUUAUUUGAUUUGUUGGCAGUAAGGAAAACAUAAAAGUAAUGAAAGCCUUUUUCUGAUUGCACUGCUUGCACGUCAAUAGUGUCAGAAAGCAGAUUUUUCACUCCACAGUAACUCAUAGCAGAGAACUUGUUUUUAGUUUAACGGAUGGUCCCCUUAAAUCUGUAACAGCUCUCAGUUACUGUGUCUUUAUUUCUUAGGCCUCAAAAUGGAGCACGGCUUGUAUCUCUUUAACUCUAAAGCCCUCUGACUCCUGCAUCAAAACAGGACAGUAAUGAUAUUUCCUGGAGGGCGUUGAUCUCACUUGGAGCCCUUUUUCCAAAGUUUCACCAUCCAGCAAUCAGCCAGUCCGGCCCAGGCUUAAGAAAUUAAAUGAGCCGCCUGCAGCUCCUGAUGUUGCUUCAGAUAUUUCGCUUAGCUGUGAACCACCAUACUGCACACAGAGAGAGUGUCUGACAAGUAAAAUAAGCUAGAGGGCAAAACCAAUGCCUUCUCAUGUUCCAGCUGUGCAGAUACAGAACAGUCAGAAAAAAAGACGGGUAGAUUUCAGAAGGUGAUCAACUAUUUUUGACACUAUGUGAGCCAUACUGUGCCGUCACCUUGCAGUUGGAUGUGCGAGUGAUGAUCGACACUUUGAUGAGCACCAUAAAAUGGUAUAGGAACUGUGUAUGGGAGACACAUUAUUCAAGGCAGACAGGACGGGAGAGUGGUGUCUUAAAUAACUGUGACAGAUAUGAUAUGAUCACUGAGGAUUAAAUUGAAUUAUUGAAUUACUGCUGCAGCUUGGCCGGGAAUACCCAUCCCAAAGAUGAAAGACUUAGUAUUAGUCGAGUGUGACUUGACAAAAGCUCAGAAUCACUCCAGUCACUCUUACUCUGUCUUUCCUACUAAUAUUUUCUCGUUUCUUCAUAUUCUGAAUACCCACUUCGUCAAUGCUUUAGGUGAGCUUAAUUACCUGGGGAUGUUUUGAUAAUAAAUUAUUAAAUAUGAAACGGUAAAGUCAUUAGGCCAAGUUGUGAAGUCUGCAGAAAUGAAUGUCUUUUUUUUGCAGCUUCUGCAAUAAUCCAGGACUCUUUCACUUUACUCAGCAUUACAAUUAGAUGGCAAUAAUGUGAAUAUUUUAGCAUAGCAGCGUCUUUGCCAAUAACCUGAUUAUUUCGCAAUCGCCCUACAUUGUGUGGAGACUAAUUCAUUUAAGUUGUGUUUCCUCCUAUUUAAUAUUAUCUAUUAAUUAAGCAGAAAUGUCUUUGGCACAAAGCACAUUGUCAACAGAGAAUCCAAGACCUGGUUUGUGGGUGGCAAAGUGAAAUAGUUUGAAACACAGAGGAAGUAGAAAUGAUGUCAGGCUAAACUUGUUGUAAAUCUGUGAGUAUGCUCUCGAACUGAUUAGUGAUUGGAAUCAAGAGUUGUUGAGGGAAAGUAACCUCUUGAAUAUGAGAUGGUGGGGGUGCAGAUGAGUGGUACUGCUGGGAAUGUGGUGCGAUUCUGAAGCUAAAAUUGAGGUUAUUUCCAAGUUUAUAUUUAGAAAGUCUAAUGUAUAAAAUGAUAUUAAAUUUAAGAUUGUUGGCACUGAGUUGCUUCUCAGCAGCUAUUUAAAUAGAUAACCGUACAAGGACAUUUAGACAGGACAGUUAAUCUUCCACCAGCACUAUAUUCAGUAGAAUAUAUAUUUAAUCUUUUUUCAACAGGCUGUUUAAAUGACCAAUCUCAGUCACUAAUUUUGGAAUAGUGUCUGGUGCCUUUCUCUUAUAGACAUCUUAGAACAACAUCAUUUGAAAUAUUAUUUCGCUGUAACAGAGUUUUAAGAUAGUUUAAGCUCCUGUCAGAAGCUCAGAAACAUCUGCUGUGUGUCAGUUUUCUUCCUGUAAAGCUUAAAGCUAUAGCCUACUUAAAUCUGCUCCAGGCCCACAGACCUACACAGCACUGGUUAACCCCAUGGAUUAAACCCAGGGAUUAUUCCCAAAGUCCGUGUCUACUUUGACUCCAAUGCUGCAUCAUGCACCACUAUUUUCUCUGUUGCUUCUAAUUCAUGCCAUAAACAAAACACAUUUCUGGGUCAUAAAUUCACAGUCAGCUCUCUGGAGCAUCAGCUUUGCAAUUCAGGCUCCCCUUCCUGCCAGUGUACGGCUGAUAUCUCUGCUCUCACAUAUCACUGGAACACAUCUGGACUCUGUCAUAUCUCAUUUUGUUGAACAUGGGGACUCAGCAUACAAGCAAUCAUAGCAACGCACCCCAGGGGGGAAAGGUGGGGAGAGGAAUAUGGUGUAAAAGAUGAUGUUGUUGAAUUUAAAUAUAUUUAUUUCCCACCUUACCUACACUGUAUGUGCAAUUUGAAACUCAUAAAACACUAAAUUAUUCAAACAUUGUAUAUUCCACAUAUUUCUCAGCCUAUGCAUAUGUAAAUAGAUACCCUGUGCAUGCAUUUUUCAUUGCUGCAACACUAAUUACAAGACCAUUCUGCAAUCAUUUUACACCAAAUGCAACUGGCAUCUGUAUAAAAGAGAAUCAAGUUGAAUUCUGCAGGUUACUGAUUAUUUUUGCCCAAAAAUAUCUGGAAGCGGUAGGAGUAGAUAAUAAAGAGUAUGAUUAAUGUCCUCAGCAGCCCUCGGUUGUUUUUUUUCACGUUGCCCAAUAAUCACCACCAAUGGAAAUGCAGUUGGCCCGCCCCUGCCGGUCUAUUGUGAGUCCGCGUUCAGCUGGAAAGCACUCUUCCACACUCGGCACCAAAGUGGCGCACGACGACAUGUAGCUGAACGAGGAGUGCGCCUUUGAAGAUGCUUGAUUAUCGAGGCACAAUUUCUGGUUGAGUGACAAGCCUGCUGUCCAAUCUCCACCAUGAUAGCCACAGGUGGCCUGUUGCGCAUGAACAGGCGCCAGGACUCCCUCCGCUCAAAAAACCGGGCGGAAAACAAAAGGAAGCGGAAAUCCAAGAAAAAGAAGAAGAACGACGUGGUGGUGGUAAAAGGGAAGCUCAAUCUGUGCUCGCCGGCCGGUUUUGUUGCUGCUGUGGGAGUUGCGGUUCUCAUGGUGGGGAUUUCCAUGGCGGUGCUGGGAUACUGGCCCAGUCAGAGCCAGCAGCAGUACCAGGAGCGCCGCCGAACAGGAGGAUACCAAUCCAACAGGAUGAGCUACUCCAAAAGUCCACCUGCUCCCUCUAACUUGACCCAUGAUAGCCCUCCAUCAGUACAGACAACUUUAUUAAACCAGAGCCAUUCUAACAGCAGCACCCCCAACUCCUCCCGUAACUGUGGCUUCCUGUGUGACUUCCUGAAUAAUUACCUGUACUCGGACAAUCUGAAAGUGUUCGGGCCACUGGUGAUGGGAAUCGGCAUUUUCCUCUUCAUCUGCGCCAAUGCAGUCCUCCAUGAAAACCGAGACAAGAAAACCAAAAUAAUCAACCUGAGGGAUAUCUACUCCACCGUCAUAGAUCUACACAGCAUACGGUCGAAGGAGUACUCGCCUCUUAAUGGUUUGGUGAACUACACUCAGUCGAGGAGUGCUGAGGGCCCGUCGGGGACGUUCCCUGCUAGCGGGAUGCUUACUCGCGGCUCCUGGCCCUCCACUGGACUCGCUUUACAGGGCGAGGUGAGCGGCGAUGAUGUGUUCAGACGCCCGUCGUUGGCCAGCAGGCCUCAGAGCUGGUCGAGAGAUGUUCAGACCUUCACCGAAACGGUCUACAGCAUCUACAAGGACUACAGCAAUAGCAGCGAGCAGGCUCCGCAGCCCCGACAGUGGGAGACCACCUCCAUCGUCACCUCCUCUGUGAACGCUUUCACCCUCCCUGUGAUCAAACUGAACAACUGUGAGGUGGAGUCCCAGCGAGCGGAGGCAGAGGGACACUCGGAGGAGGAGGUGGUUAUUGAGACGGUUGUGGAAACUGAGGAAGUACAAGCCAGCAGCAGCCAGACUGAUGGCGAGCAGAAGGACGCCUCGGCGGCAGAUCCACCCCCACUGCCCCAUCAGAGCCACAAGGACAUAACCAUGGAUAUGUCUGACCCACAGGGGGUGCCGCAGGCUGAGGAUCAAGGACAGUGGACCCAGCUGUUUCCUCCGUCACCUGUUGCCAGGGCGAUAGGGUCACAGCUGUCGCUAACCUCCCUUACAGAUCAGCCCAGGCCGGUGCGCCGCUGCAGCCUGUCGGUGUCUGGGGGUCGUCAGGGCGACAGGGCCAGACGCUUCAGCUGCCCUCGUCUGGAGCGCUCCAACAGUAAGGGCUACAUCAAACUGGCUGACCUGGGGGGGGAGUCCUUCGAAGCCCCCGACAUAGACACUUCUUUAGUGGCCAUCGAACAGGAAGUAGCAGCGGACACAGCAGCAGAGGGAGACGCUCAGGGAGAGGACGAUCUGGUGACACCCAGCACCUCUGCAGAAUCAUAGAUAAAUGUUUCUGCUGAUGAGCCUCUGAAAACGUUUUGAUGUCUUGUUCUUUGCUUGGUACCUUCUUCUCUGGUUGCUGAUGGGAAGCUGGCCGUUAAAGAGGGACGUAAACGUGGAGAGAAAGCAGCUAAGGACUAUUGAAACAUAGCCAUGAACACUCAAGAGCACAGCUCUUUAUAAAUACCACAUCCACAGCUCAAUAUUCAGAUGUAAUUUUUCUAUUUUUUCAAUGUAGCAAGAGCAAUACUAAAGACUUGUAAGAAGAUUUAGUAAAGAUUUGUAUCAAAAAAAGAAAAUAUGAUCUAAUGGAUUUUAACUUUUCUUUUCUAUAACAGUAGGGCAAACAUUGUAGCUUGUAGUAUUGCCAAAACUGUCACUGAGAACUACUGUCUGACAUGUUGUCCUGUAGCAUUAAAACAUGCCACAGAAAACUAAAUAGUCUAGAAUUGUUUCUCUACAUUGUUAUGUGAAUACCACGUACAUAGGUGAACUGAAUUGAAUCUCAGGUAGACGUUUGGUUUAGGAGCGGGACCUUGAUGACAAGGUCUUCCCAAUGUUCACACUUGUUUAUAUGAAGCAUUCAUGGUUGAAUACAAUUAACUGUAACACCUCCUGUCGGGUCUCACAGGUUUCCUUGUGUGAUAUAAGAUAAAAUACAGCCAUUGCAAAAAAGUUUGUUUGUUUGCUCCAUAUAGUUUAAGAAAAAUUAAAUGAAAAGAUGAAAAGCUGUGGGACUCUGAUUGAUUAAGUGUGUGGCGUACCUGCAGAUGGUAUAGAUUUUGUUUUCUGCACUUCUCAUUACUGGGAAAGACUGCAGUGGUAUUGAUGUUACACUGUCUGUGCUUACUGACCUAUAAGUGACGUUUACAACUGUCUUUUUAAUAAUGAGCUUCCUUCAAGUAAUACAACAUAUAUCAUAUCAGCAGAGGCUUAUCUGCUGAUUCAGAUGGAUGAUGGAUUUUGGCAGUGGUGUCCUAAAGGUCAGAGACAUAUUCUUGUUACCGGAAAUUUGUCAGACCAAUUCCCUGUGUAAGUCAGGGUUGGAAAAGUGUACCAACAAGAUGGCCUCGAGCAAGGCCAACCGCUCUAGUGGAUCUGCAAAGUUGCCGGCAGAUUACGCUUCGGCAGCUUCCAGGUGUUAAUGUCGAAGAGCGAUAAUGUGUUAGAAGCCAUUACACCCACUGAAAACCCAGCUGAAUACAUAAAAGUGAAAACUACUCCAAAAGUGUACCAUUGGACUUCUAAUCUGGUGUCUGUGAAGGCAAAAACAUACUGUGUGAUUCACAUGUGUUUUUUACCCUUUGUGACUUGUAAACAUUUGCAUUCA
Messenger RNA from Gymnodraco acuticeps, 5813 nucleotides. Its product is annotated as transmembrane protein 200C. The transcript has 2 exons. The coding region runs from base 2945 to 4486 and encodes 513 amino acids. The record is from RefSeq and is a predicted model, not a curated record. Lineage: Eukaryota; Metazoa; Chordata; Actinopteri; Perciformes; Bathydraconidae.